CAAAGGUUAUGCACACCACGCAGCGUUGGCUCCAUAGAUAACCCGUGUCUGGCUCAACCAUUGACAUUUGCCGCCAUCGCCUGAUAUUGCGUAGACAACGAGCGGGAGGAUCGGUAAAGUUGCUGGAGUGUGUGACUUGGUUAUAGUGUCCCUGAUGUAGGCUCGGUUCUGUGUUGGUCCCCUACGGUCCCCAUCUCCACUCCCACUCCACCGCCGUCCUUGUACCGCUUUCAUUUCUCGUCGCCCGGGGAAAUAGGCGCUGGUCGCGGGUAUGGAUGCUGUGUGGAUACUGGCUCUGCUGCUGGUUCUCCCGGUUUUACUCUUGACUAGUAGCACGUUUGUUUUCUAUUUCAAAAAGUGCUUCUAUGUAGCGUACAUGAUGCUGCUGGCCAUUAUCGCCAUACCGAUUUGCAUUCUGAAAAGCGGUGGCAGGGACAUUGAGAAUAUGAGGGUCAUCCGCUUCGUAGUGCGUCAUGUGAAGUACUUCCUGGGUUUGCGCUUUGAAGUCAGCGGUUGGCAGCAUCUACAGGCAGAGGGACCGUACGUCAUUAUCUCCAACCACCAAUCGUCACUCGAUGUAUUAGGUGUGAUGGAGGUUCUGCCUGACCGCUGUACGAUGGUCGCUAAGAAGGAGCUGAUCUGGGCUGGGACGGUGGGCAUGAUCUGCUGGCUAGGUGGAAUCGUCUUCAUCAACCGCAAAAAGACCAAUGACGCCAAAAAUGUCAUGAGCGAUGCUGCGAAAACCAUGUUGGCGGAUCAGAUCUGCUUGUGGGUGUUUCCUGAAGGCACACGGAAUCAGAAAGGUGACCUUCUGCCCUUUAAAAAGGGAGCGUUUCAUCUGGCUGUACAAGCACAGGUUCCUAUCAUACCCAUUGUGUUCUCCUCCUACAGUAACUUCUACCUACGAAAAGAGAAAGAGUUCAAAUCAGGAAAAAUCACUCUUAAAAUCCUUCCAAAGAUUGAGACAAAGGGACUGACAACAGAUGAUGUGACAUCGCUCUCCGACCAAUCAUAUGCCCUCAUGCGAUCUGCCUUCUUGGAGAUCUCUGGCCUAGGCCCCAAGAGCAACGGGCCAUCCAAUCAGUGAACGCUUUUACACCUUUUUCAUUGCCAUAACAACUAGGAUGGCUUGUGACUACAUUGUCAUCAUUGUUGUGGUGACGGUAACCAUGACAACCAGGUGCUUUGGGAUCCUCUCUGAUGUGAAGCAGGAUUACAUGUUCGUACACAGACAAAUACACAAAAAACAUAAGGACAUACAAGCGCAUUUACUUGAGUACAUAAUGCAGAUGUCAUCGUAGCCUAGUUUCGAGUUCCCGUCGGACUCCAGGGGGCACUAAGUGGUGGAAAGUGAUUUUUGGGCAAUGACCUUUGACCCUGUCUGGUGACACUUUUUUUCUGUGUCCUCUUGAUCACGGCUCGGCUCAUUGCUUCGAUUUGAUUGACACCCUGCGAACAUUGUGGAUGUUCGUUCGACAUGCAUGCCUUUUGACUUUGUAUAUUUCUCUCUUUCUUUCACAGAUCUACAAGAAGUCAUUGGUUCAUUUUGUGUAGGUCGCGUUUUCCUCUAGAUAUUCUGCUUGCAUUAUGGAAAGUCGUUGCAAGUUUUUUGUUUGUACGGCAGUUUUUAUUGUUUACCAAAGUAUUUUCCAUAACUCAACCAAUGAGAACGCUCUAAGAGGCCUUUUUAAUGUAUUCAAUUACAUUCUUGAUUUAACAGAAAAGUAUUGACCGAAAAUGCUAUUGAAAUCAGAUAUUGCAUAUAACAUACACCCUUGAGUACAUCACUCAAACAACAAAGGAAAAUACAAAAAUUUAGCACUUCUGUUGUCAUAAGUAAUUUUUUUUUUUUUUAAAGGAAUAAUUUGCCCAAAAAUGAAAAUUCUCUCAUCAUUGACUCGCCCUCAUGCCAUCCCAGAUGUGUAUGACAUUCUUCUGCAGAACACAAAUUAAAAUUUUUUUGAAGAAUAUUUCAGCUCUGUAGGUUCGUUCAGUGCAAGUGAAUGGUGACCAAAACUUUGCACCUCCAAAAAUUACAUAAAGGCAGCAUUAAGGUGAUCCAUAAGACCUCGGUGGAUAAAUCCAUCAUUUAUGAAGUGAUAUGAUAGGUGUGGGAGAGAAACAGACCAAUCUCCACUUUCACCAUUCUGGUGUGGAAGUGACUUUCACAUUCAAUGACCUACUGGUUCUGGCUGGUCAGAGCUUGAGUUUGAUAGCGAAAAAGGACUUAUUGUUCUUUUGAUGCUCUGGAUUACUGACCAGAAGGUCGGGGGAUCAAGCCCCAGCAAUGCCAAGAUGCCACUGUUGGGCCCUUGAGCAAGGCCCUUGACCCAAUCAUGGCUGACCCUGCACUCUGACCCCAGCUUAGCUGGGAUAUGUGAAAACAAAUACAUUUUACUGUAUAUAUGCAAAAAUGUAUGUAUAAUGUGUGACCAAAAUAAAGGCUUCUGUUCUAUAUUGAUUACUUUUAGGCUGCCUUUAUGUCCUUUUUGGACCUUUUGAGUUCUGGUCACCAUUCACUUGCAUUGUAAGGACCAACGGAGCUAAGAUAUUCUUCUAAAAAUCUUAAUUUGUGUUCUGCAGUAGAAAGAAAGUCAUACACAUUUUGGAUGCCAUGAGGGUGAGUAUAUAAUAAAUGUUCAUUUUUGAGUGAACUGUCCCUUUAAUUCUAUUUGUCCUAAAAGUGUCGAACAGUUGGUUCAUAACGUUUUCAUUGUCACUAUUACUAAGUGCAACUUCUUUCCUGUGUGCCAUGUGUCCAAAGUGUCUCAGCUGUUGGCUGUGUAAUGGUUGAAUAUUGUGAAUAACACUAUUGAUUAUUUAUCUGUGAUCAGGAUUGAUUGAUUGAUUGAUUAUCGUUUAGGAUAGGAAUACGUUCAAGUUGGCUUUUGUUUGGUGCAUUACUCCUUCAUUGUCAUAUUUCUUUAUGUUGUUGUUUUUAUUUUCAGUUUACAAAAUUGACGUGAAAUACAUAUUUAAGAAUGGAAGUAUAUCAUGUGAAACUAAAAACUAUUUUCAAGAGAACGAUUGUUAUUAUAAUGACUGAUUGAAUAAGUAUUACCUUACACAUUAUCUAGAAUAUGCCGUAAUCUGACUGGCCUACUUAACAAAAAUACGUCUUGCUUUUUAAGAGUUGUUAUUGUUCAAAGUUUAAAAUAAUUUAUUUUUAAACUCGAAAUCCAAAAAGUUAUGAAAUCUGAAAAUGUAGAUUUUACAAAAUAUACAAAAACAAUAUUUUCACCAAAGGUUAGCAUCAAAACAGCCUUUUUCUUCUCGAAAGAUAGUCAAACACCUGCUUAAUGUUAUCCCUAGAAAAUAUACUUAUAACGAAAAAUUGCAAAGUCUCUAAUGUUUUUGAGAUAUAGAAACCCACGUGCUUAAAGCGCUUCCCCUAUACUGUGGGUACCCUAUGUUCCUAUACUGGAACAUAGGGUACCCACAUGUUCUUGGAUCAGGUUGAGUUUUCAACACCUGCCUGUAAGCAACAUGAACUCCUAUUGGCAUUAAAAGGAAUCGUUUUCCCAAAAGGUUACUCAACCUCAUGCCAUCCCAGUUGUGUCUGACUUUCUUCAGCAGAACACAAACAGAGACUUUUAGAAGAAUAUUUCAGCUCUGU
This is a messenger RNA of Xyrauchen texanus (razorback sucker), 3616 nucleotides long. Its product is annotated as 1-acyl-sn-glycerol-3-phosphate acyltransferase alpha-like. The record is from RefSeq and is a predicted model, not a curated record. NCBI's taxonomy places the organism in Eukaryota, Metazoa, Chordata, Actinopteri, Cypriniformes, Catostomidae. The coding region runs from base 272 to 1087 and encodes 271 amino acids. Gene Ontology annotation, cellular component: membrane; endoplasmic reticulum. The transcript is spliced from 6 exons. Gene Ontology annotation, molecular function: 1-acylglycerol-3-phosphate O-acyltransferase activity. Gene Ontology annotation, biological process: phosphatidic acid biosynthetic process.